ACACUAGCAUCAGCUGGCUUUUGUGAGAAGAAGGAAGAGGUAGUGCUUAGAGGAGCUGCCUACGAGAAACGUCGGGGAAGUAUGAAACUCUUGCACUAAGGAGACAAUAAUAUGGAGCCUUUGUGCUAUAAUGACAACAGUUAUUGGCCAUUCCUCCAGCCUAUUUGGGCUCCUUCAAGUGGUAGCACUGCUCUCUAAGCAUGUUAGAUACUGCCCCUGAUUUGGUGUUGUGCACUAAUUCACUGUUUGUAAGCUUUGUCACACCAUUCAGGAUGUUAUUAAGGGCACCACAGAGUACUGAUCCUCAAGAGAUGCCACUAGAGUCCACUGGUUAUCACCUGGGCUUUGUACUGCUGACUGAUGUUGAGUGUGGUGAUCCAGACAGCUUCCAACCCACCUCAUUGUUCAUGAGCCCAGGAAGCCGUGUCCCCUGCUAUGAUGCCAGGGCAGAUCCCCGACCCGUCGCUGACGGCCGGAGCGCUGCCUGGGCUGGGCCCGCUCACAGGGCUGCCGGGCGCGGCCCUGACCGCCGAGGAGCUCAAGUGCGCCGACAUCCGCAACAUCGGCGCCAUGAUCUCGCCGCUCCAGUUCUUGGAGGUGAAGCUUGGCAAGAGACCCCAGCCUGUCAAAAGUGAGCUGGAUGAGGAAGAAGAGAGGAGGAAAAGGCGCCGGGAGAAAAACAAAGUAGCGGCAGCACGAUGUCGUAACAAGAAGAAGGAGAGGACGGAGUUCCUGCAGCGGGAGUCUGAGCGUCUAGAGCUCAUGAAUGCUGAGCUGAAGGCCCAGAUAGAAGAGCUGAAACAGGAGAGGCAGCAGCUCAUCCUGAUGCUGAACCGGCACCGUCCCACCUGCAUCGUGCGGACAGACAGCAUCAAGACGCCCGAGAGCGAAGCCAACCCACUGCUGGAGCAGCUAGAGAAGAAGUGAAGGUGGCACAGGGCCACGAGGAGGAGACAGUGGCACAGGGUCUUCCAGGGUCUCUAAUGUAUGUACUGUAUGAAGAACUGUGCACCCAGGCCUGGUGCAGCCAGGACCCAGUGGGCUUCCUUGGGAACUAUGGACCAAACAUGGGAACAGAGAAGAUCAGGAACCUGCCAACCAUGUACUCUGAGGCUGAACCUGGGAGCAGGGCUGGUGGUGCCAGCGAGGGCAGCCUCCCUGUGAUACAUCAUCACAGCCCUUCAGCCUGCUCUCAGCCCUGGGACCCACAAAGCCACAGCGUGUCCUGCAAGGAGCAGGCAGCCCAUGGGUAGCAGGGGCUGAGGAGUGGCAGCUGGGCAGUGCCCACCAGCGCCCUGCCCAGAGGCUGCUGCUGCUCCUGGCACGCUCCAGAGGAAAACCCAAACCCAAGAACCACAAACACUUGAUGCAGCCCCAUCUGGUGGGCAGGCCUGUCGGGGCUCGGUGGCGCAGGCGCCCCCCACAAGCACACUCAGUAUAAUGUUUACAGCCCAGCUGUCCGUGUCGGCCGUGCUUUUGAAUGCACAUUUUUACACUUUUUUAAAGUAUUUUUUACAAAGUUUUUAUACAGUGAUCUCUAUAUGGAUUUAUAUAAUCACUAGAUGUGAUCCCAUAGAAAUGUAUGUUAUAAUGGUCUGUUUGUUACAAACACAUAUGCCACAGUUAUCUCCAUUGUGUUACUUGUCUGGUAGCAUCCAGCUCCUUUCCUGGCAUGCUGGGAAGGGGGUGCAAGCUGCCCUCUGCAGUGGUGUCGCUGCCCUCUCCAUCCAUGUAUGUCCUUCAUAAUACUCAGUUCUGUAUCUCUCAGUAAAUGUUACCUUUGCGUACGCUGUCCUCCUGUGGCUCUGUUUGGCUCAGCACUGCUGCAGCAGUGUGGUCCUGGCUGAGUGGCACAGUGGAGCAGAUCCCAGAGCUCUUGUGAUGAUUGUGUUAGCAGCUGUGGGCCAGGAGAAUUCACCCUAGAAGGCUGGCAACCUUGGAGGCAGCUCUGACUAUUGUCAAGCAAGAAGUGGCUCAGUGCUGCACCAAAGAGGGUAGGUAGGCAUGGCUUGCCACUUGGAAAAGUGGAGGGAGACCAUGUCAUCCUUAACUGGUCCUUUGUGUUUCAGUCCCAAAUACAGCAAUUUGAAUUCAUUUCAGGGAUGAGAAAGAGACAGGGGAGCUGUCACGAUGUCCUUGUGCUGUAGUUCCCUUUAUGUGCCUUUGUGCUUCCUUCUGCCCAGAUUGUGGAGUUCAUGGCAAAGAUCUGACCCAUUCCUCAGCUGCUGUCAGGAGCCAAUCUUCAUUCUUUGAAAAAUGUGAUACCUCUGCCUUUCAUUAAGCUCUGCUGAAAAGAUGGGCCUCCUUGUCUUUUCUCUUUAUUUCCCUCUGCAAAGUGUACAUGGUAAUAAUUUCCCUCUUUGGUGGUCAGUGGGAGCUCCUUGGGGGUACCAGAUGAUCCAGGCAUCUUGUCCACAGGCAUCUUGUAAUUUUUGCUCACCUGCAUAGCCUGUGUGCUCAUCUCCACUCCACUGGCAGUGCUGUGGGUGCAGGUGAUGGCCUUUCUCUGAUGAAUAGCCACAUUGCAGUAAAAAUUUCUUCUAUGGAAACAGCUGGCUUGGAAGAGAAAUAAAAGGUGCCAUUUGAAACCCAGCAUGCUAGAAGCAGCUAGCAAAGGUAGCAGCAGAAGAGUGAUGUAUUUACAUCAGUUUAAUGCUCAGAUAUUCCAGCCAAGGCUUGGAACUGAAUCCUAGCAAAGCCCAGGGUUGGAAUGAGAUUAUCUUUAUGGUCCUUCCUAACCCAGUCCACUCCCUGAUUCUGCCACCCAAACAACCUUCUGCUUUAUUGCAGUCAGUACCAAGGCGUUUGACACUCAAAGUUUAGGGCAUUUAUUUUUCAUGUAACUUGUUUGGGCUGUAAAACAAUAAAGUUAAAGCAGAGGGUUUGGGCCUCUUCCCCUUUAUGCCACA
This is a messenger RNA of Zonotrichia leucophrys gambelii, 2909 nucleotides long. It is a transcript of the gene JDP2, whose product is annotated as Jun dimerization protein 2. The record is from RefSeq and is a predicted model, not a curated record. Gene Ontology annotation, molecular function: DNA-binding transcription factor activity, RNA polymerase II-specific; RNA polymerase II cis-regulatory region sequence-specific DNA binding. The transcript is spliced from 4 exons. The coding region runs from base 436 to 927 and encodes 163 amino acids. Gene Ontology annotation, biological process: regulation of transcription by RNA polymerase II. NCBI's taxonomy places the organism in Eukaryota, Metazoa, Chordata, Aves, Passeriformes, Passerellidae. Gene Ontology annotation, cellular component: nucleus.